AUAUGACCCGGAGACGGAUAUUUUGAGCAACGACCUGAGCCGUCGGGGUACGAUGACACGCUUGAACAAAGUCAUCAAGUCUGAUCACCCGAUCCAUUAAGUUACCUCGUACGACCAGGGGGCCUUUUCCAACCCGGAUUCUCCACGGGACCGGCUGGUGUUGGUGUUUCAAUCCCUGUGAUUGGCCCAGAUCGACCGCCACUCACAACAUGGAGGGCUCCACGUGCCUCGCGCGCUCCACCAGGCGUGUAAUGUCAACAUAAACAGAGCCACUUCAAAUCAGACGCAGCAUGUCGCGGAUGAGGAGGUUCAUCCUGUUGUUUCUCCUCGCCUACACCUCGACGUCUAUUUUAUUCUUGUCUCUGGUUGCAGAAAACAACUACUUUGGAAAGUACGGUUGGAGCAAUGUGAAAGAGGCCCCCUCAAUUUCCUCAGGGGUCUGGAGACUUCGUGACAACCCCGGGAGCCGGAGUAUAUCGAAAUUUGGAAGUCAAUGGCGUAGGGUUAAUAUAUCUUACCCGGUAAUGGAUUCCUGCAGCGACGAUGUUAAAUAUAACUCACGAUUGGAGGAUGUGUAUGUGUUGUUGACGAAGAGCAUAACGUUAUACUCCGCCUAUUAUGACGCUAGGGAAGAUAUACCUGUCAUUAGAAUCAUAUCGACUGUAAAACCCGAGAAGAAGGAAGUGCGGUUGUGGUGUCACUUUGACUCAGAAAGAGGCUCAGGAGCUUCGAAUACUUCUUGCGUGACGCCAGUCUCGUAUUACCAAAUGUGUGAAAAUCAUAAACGGGAGAUAGGCGGUUGGAUAUUAUCAUGUCAAGUGCCAAAGUGUUAUGUGGACAAGGGGAGACAACCCUGUGUUGUCAGCGUCUCUCUGUCACCGAAAGAGUCUUCAACAAACAGCGUUGAGAUGUCAAUAUUGACAACCGAAAGAUCACCGCAGGAAACUCAGGUUGAUUUUGCUGUGUGUGUACCGCCCCUAUUUGGUAAAAUACGCAAGGAUCAGAUUGUUCAAUUUGUAGAACUUACGCGAAUGCUUGGAGCAAACCAUUUUAUGUUUUACGUGCAUGACGUUAAGCCGAACGUCAAGGAGGUUUUGAAACAUUACGAAUCACUAGGAAUUGCAACCAUCCGCAAGUGGGCCGUGCCAUCGAAGAGCCCAAGGUCCAUAUGGUAUCAUGGUCAAUCUUUGGCCAUUAACGAUUGCCUAUACAGACACAUGGCCAACGUCCAGUAUUUGGUAUUCAACGAUGUGGACGAAUUUCUCAUACCGCACGGGCCGGACAUGCGGACUUGGCGGGACAUCGUGACGUCACAACAUAGCUUUACCAACACGUGCGCGAUGACCUUUAAGAGCGCUUUCUUUGACCUAGCUUUCAGAAACAACCAGGACUUCGUUGUCAGAAAUGUAAGUGUUCUAGACAUAACAACACGGGCGGAGUCUUACUGUGAAUUUCGGAAUAAGGUCAUGGUCGUGCCGUACAAGGUUUUCGAGAUGGGGAUACACCACGUGAGUCGACCUUGGCCCGACGUUGCCAACUACAGCGUUGUCGAUGUGUCGCCCCAGACGGCAUACAUUCAUCAUUACCGCCCCUGUAAGAGCUUCUCAUGGAUCUGUAUUCAUGGACAAAUUGACACGACUCUUGUGGACAAAUAUGGAGAGGAAUUUUUUAUCAAUUAUAAUCGCACAAUGAACAUUAUUCCGGAUUAAUUCCCAUCAGUAGUGACGUCAUUCGUCACAUGUUGCAAAAUUGUGGAUUUUCAUAUGACGUCAUAAUAUGUUCAAAAUCAUAUACAGAAAAAGGACCCUUGUAUAUCAUCUGUGUCUACCCCAGGGAUUCCGGGACAGAAACAGUCCGCGUACCCGAUGCUUUCAUUAAUUUGCGAUAUUAACAGGCCGACGCUAUCAUUUCAUUUGUGAGUGACACGGUGUAACGCCGAUUUGAACACUUUAGUUAUAUUAGGGCGUGUCAGUUUGACGUGACAGGAAAGCAGGAAGUGAAGUAAGUCUCUGACAUAAUUCUAACAUAUAGUUAAAAUUGUUAAUGACAGCAGUUUGACUGGCUGUGCAAUCCAAUAUUUCUGUCUUGAUGCAUUUUCCGCACUACCUACGUUCGUCAAUCAGCUGGAAAAUUCCAUUUCGAAUUCUUUUUCUGAAUUUGUUUUUUAGUCUGUAAAAAUAGCCCCAGCAUGCAACUGUGUCAUUACCCACCACUGUAUUUAAACUCACACUGAACAUGGUACGUUCCUGUUUGUGUUUAUGCAUGUGUACGUGAGAUUCGAAACACAGAAGAUUUGUUUUCAAACAGCUUAAAUGUUGAAGCGUCUUCGUCAUGUAAUACUGUUUAUUGUUUGUAUGUAUAUUCGUUAUUGUUGUAUUAUGUGACAGUAUAUAUUGUUGUGAGUUUGUGCUGAUUCUCAGUGGCAGCGGAUGAUUGGAGCGCUGCAGUGGCCAGAUGCUAACAGGAAGUGUGAUUAGAGUUACCGCCCCUGGUUGUUGUACUUGACCUGUAUGAGAUCGACACGAGGGCGAUCCGAUGCCAUUUACUAGAUUUGCAUCUUAUUAACUUUGUUUAAGAACGUGCAUGAGAGAAAUGGGCCACCAUAGUCAGACAGACUAACAGACAAACAGACAUUAUAUUCGGUAUUUAAGGCCGCAUGGCCCAUUGCACAGUUGACAUUUUAAUUUCAUUUUCAUUUGUUUAUUCACGUGAUAUACAUGAUAUUCAGAAACUGACAGAAUCAUCAAUAUGGGUAGUGAACGUAUAACAGCGAGUUGUUGGAGUUGUUGGAUUUUAUAAUACUAAUGAUUAACAUCAUUUAAUGCAUAUUGUUAAACUUCCAAAUAUACUUUUCUCUAAGAUGUUCAUACUUAUCACAUACUAUUAAAACAUGAAAUUCAUCCUCAAUCUCUCCUCAUUAGCAUUUUUUACAGAUACUCAUUUCAACAUCUCUCUUUUUACUUCUACGUCUCAAAUGUACAUUAAAAAUUAUGUAAUGGCACGCUUAAUAUACAUGAAGCCCUAACAAGCGAUUGAUCAUCUAACAUACUUAUAUCCUUCUCUGGUUCUAUAGCAGACUUGAUAUCGUUGUCAUGGCUGUGGAAACGUGAUGAAGAUGCCAGUUUUGACUAUACAUAUCCUGUAACCUUUGUUUAAAAGAGCAUAAGAACAUGUUUGUAUCCGCUACGUCUUGGGGAAAUCCACACAAAUGAAUAGAUACAAGAAAAUAAUAAAUAUCUGACAUUGGACAACCAACUCGUUUUGCCUUUGUCAUCAAGAGCUUUCAGUAGUUUAAAACAUUGGAUAUCUUUGCAAUAAAUCCUCAGUAAUUUUAACCAAUAUUAUGUCAUUCGAAGUUGACUUAAUAUACGAAUGGGAUAGCGUCCUUUUUACCACAAUUUCUUUAUUGGAAGCAUUUUUUCCAACCAUAGAAAAACUUUUAAAGGACGAAGAAUAGCGGAAUUAUAUUUUGCGCCCCAUGUUUCUGAUCCGUCUAACUUUGGCGCAAAUAUACCACUAGUUAAAGAAAAGGAUAAAUGUAUAUUUUGCUUGAAAAAAUUAAGAUAGGUACAAUUGCUUUUGAUACUUUUGAUGCUAGCUGUUUGCACGCAACUGGCCAUGAUAGUGUAGAAGAUAGUGUCACGCCUAACUAUGUAUAAUGAGUAUCAAUUUUAAGAGGAUAUUACCACAUGUCCAUUUUUUAUUUUUUGCCCUGGUACAUCCCUUUCUGAAAACCCCAAUUACAUCUGAUUUGGACAAAUUGCUUUCCAAUCCCCUUCUGUCGCAAAAAGAUUUGUUUGUUUGUUUGUUGUUUAGCGCCGCACUCAGCAAUAUUCCAGCUGUACAACGGCGGUCUGUAAAUAAUCGAGUCUGGACCAGACAAUCCACUGAUUGAUAUCAUGAGCAUCGAUCCACGCAAUUGAGA
Molecule: messenger RNA, 3925 nt
Organism: Haliotis rufescens (red abalone)
Lineage: Eukaryota; Metazoa; Mollusca; Gastropoda; Lepetellida; Haliotidae
Product: beta-1,4-galactosyltransferase galt-1-like
Exons: 2
Coding region: 291-1709 (472 amino acids)
Source: RefSeq, a predicted model, not a curated record